GCACCCUCGGCUGCCCUCUCACUGUCACCUUGAAUGUCAUUGACAAUGCAAAAACAGGUCAGCUAAUGUGUCAAUGCCUUUGAGGACUCUAUCAGUUUAUGAAGUACAUUCGUCCCAUUAGUUUGAACUAGUUCCAGUUAGUGCCCGUUAAUGGCAGCUUGAAUUACAAUAGUUACCAGUCUGCUCAAAGAACUUACCAAACUUUUCUAGACCUAUAUAUUAUAUGCACACUAAUACUUGAAACCCAAAAAAUUUUCACCAAUUAUAAUAUAGAAGCAGCACCGUUCCAAUUGUCUAAAUCAGUGUGUACUCUCCAUCUCUCCAGUUGAAGUUGAUGACUAUGCCGCUGGACCACACACAGUGGUGUUUAGUACACUGGGCGUCCCCCUCCCGACUCAAGGAUGCACAUCCAUUGCCACAGUUGAUGAUAUGAAUGUGGAAGGUCCCCAUGACUUUACUGUGCAGAUUACAGCUGUCAGUCUGCCCAAUAGUGUUACAAUAGAGUCUCCCUCGCAACAGAAUGCUAUCAUCAUUGACAAUGAUGAGGUAACUGUUGGAUUCUCUCAACCUACCUACACCUUUCCCGGUGGUGCUGGAGCUGUACAGCUCAUGCUGGCAGUGUCUGGUCUCUUGGGUGUUCUAGAAUGCCCAGUUGAUGUGUCAAUUGAGUACACCGAUGGUCCCAAAGCUAUUGUUGGUAUGGACUACCAGCCAGGACAAAUGACCUUUACUCUCUCUACUUCAACCGCCAACGGAGACAUAAUUUCAGUGCCACUGGACAUUCUGAGUGACACUGCUGUGGAAGGAGAUCACACUUUCUCUGUGGAGGUGGUGGACAGUGAUCUGGUGAUGCCAGGACAAGCUGCCACAAUUGAAAUCACUGACAAUGACUUUGCUGGAGUUCAGAUGGAGUAUUUAGUGUACACUGGCAGUGAGGGCAGCUCAGUGGAGGUGUGUGUUUUGCUCAGCAGUCUCCCUGCUGAUGGGCUCCAGUGGGAGAUUGUGGUUACCCUGGAUGUUAUCGAUGGACUAAAAGCAGUUGCCGGGCAAGACUUCUCGCCAGCCAUGCUAACGGUGACAUUCCCAGUCUCAUCAACAAUGGGGGACACUGCCUGUGCAGACAUUACCAUUACUGAUGAUGAUGCACUUGAGUGCAGUCACGACUUCACUGUGGCCAUAGCCAGUGCCACUCUUGGAACCAUGUUCUCUCCUCCCCUGUCACAAGCAACCGUAACUAUCCUGGACAAUGACAAUGCUGGGUUGACUUUCACUCAGCAAGAUUUUGUAGUCAACGAAGGGGACGGCACAGUAGAUGUGUGUAUGGAGCUCACUCCUCCACCUGGUGGGAUGGAAUGUGAAGUAAUUGCAACUUUGAGUGCAGCUGGAGACAAAGCUGUUAUUGAUGAAGACUGGUCAAUCAAUGAUCUUCAAAUAACAUUCACCCCUAGUGCCAGUCCUGUAACGGCCUGUUCGACAUUCAAUAUCAUCGAGGACGACAUGGUGGAGUGUAACCACACUUUCACAGUGUCGUUUGAAUCGAUAGCCAACUGUGUCACUGAUCCUCCAAUUGUGUCUAGUUCACCAUCUGCUACUGUGAUCAUCGAGGACAAUGAGGUUUUCACUGUGGACAUGAGGGAUGGGACUCUGACUGUGGAUGAAGGUGUUGAAGACGGUACACAGCAGAUCUGUCUGACACUGGAUAUAACUGGAGGAGGCAGCGUCCAAUGUCCACUCACAGUGACACUUGGCACAACUGCAGGGACUGCGAAUUUGUUGCCUGACAAAGAGGACUAUGUGCCUGGACCACACACCGUCAUCAUCCCACUAGGGACCCUCUCGGGAGAUUCUGUUUGCACUGAUAUUGAGGAUUUCAUAGUCGAUGAUGCCAUUCUCGAGUCGACAGAGGAUUUCACUGUCGAAGUUGUGAGUGUGAGUCCUUGUGGAGAUGUUGGAACUGCCCCAACCACAGUUGUUAGCAUCACUGACAAUGAUGAGCUAAAGGCUGGCUUCACUAACGAUGUAAACGUCAUGCUGGAAGAAGGCAACGUUGAGACUAUUUGUGUGACAGUGGAAGGCCUAACUGAAAGACCUAUAGAUGAUAUUGUUGUUAAUGUGAAGGAAAUCAUUGGUGAUGGUGCUGAUUAUAGUGUCAGUGGGUCCCCCCUGAUGUUUGGAGCUUCAGCUAGUUCAACAAAUUGUGUCGAAGAUGAAGAGCUGUGUUUCAGUUUCACAGCAGUGCAGGACUCUAUCAAGGAAGAGGAAGAGAAGUUUAAGCUCUAUCUGUCCACCAGUGACUCUGGGAUUAGGUUGUGUGGAGACCAGGGGCACAUCUCCAUCCCAGAAGAUCCCGCUGAUGUUGUGAUGGUGAGUCUGUCAGUCAUGAACGAUGGGAUAGUGAGCGAGGCCAACGGGGCAAUGCAAGUGGCAGUUACUAAGUCUGGAGAUCUACAGACUACAAUCACAGUCAGUAUUGAGACUGUGGAAGGAACAGCUGAAAUGGGCAGUGACUAUGUGCCGAUAACACGUGACAUCAUAUUCAAUGAAGAAACAGAUUACACACAGAUAGUAUACGUCCCCAUUAAAAAUGAUGAGUGUCUGGAGUACAAUGAGACCUUCAGUGUUAGAGUCUCUUCCGACAUGAGCUGUGUCAUUAUAGUGACUGGUGAAGUUAGCAUCACCAUUGAUGAUGAUGACAGUGCUAAGAUCACACUGGAUGAUUCAUUCUAUAAGAGAAGUGAGGGUGAUGGAUCUGUGGACGUUUGUGUACAUCUAAAAACCGAGAUAAAGCGUGACAUAGAUUUUGAGCUCGACGCCAAUGGACUAACUGCCCAGGAGGGCAGUGACUUUAACUCACCAGCAGUGCUCACUGGUACAUUCGUUGUGGGGGGUGGCCCUUACGUUUGCUUCACAUUUAACAUCACUGAUGAUAACUGUGUGGAGGACAAGGAGUUAUUUGGAGUGUCUCUUUCAUCUUCUGACUCUUACGUUGAUGUCCACAUCUCUUCAGCCAUCAUCACAAUCUGGGACAACGAUUAUGCACUGUUCAAUGUUGAGUCUGACACCUACUUUGUUGAUGAAGAUGGUGGACCUGCCACACUCUGUGUUGUACUAGCUGACGGUUGUCUUGAGCGAGACGUGGUGAUUGAGUUUGCCACAUUCGAAGCUACAGCAGAGGAUCCUGACGACUAUCAAGGCAGUGCUUCUUUUAUAACGUUCGUCAGUGGUUCAACGACUGGAGAAAGGGAAUAUGUCAAUAUCGUGAUAGUUGAUGACGAUUUUAAAGAGGAAAACGAGUCGUUUGUGUUUGCAAUCUGCGCCGGAGGAGAUGCAUCUGCACACAUCGACGAUUUCUCAGCCAAUGUAUACAUUGUCGAUGAAGAGAUCGUACAGUUCUCCCUGUCAGUUGGAAAUGCUGGUGUAGUUGAUGAGGAUAAUGGAGUAAAGGUGGUGACAGUGAGUCUAACUGGAGAUCUGAAGAGAGAUGUUGCAGUCAAAAUCGCCACCAUGGCUGGGACAGCUCAAGGAUUUCUGGACUUUAUACCAGUGUAUACAUACCUGAUCUUCAAUGAGGAUACUCCAAAUUCACAGCCAGUACCCGUUACAAUUCUGAACGACGUCUGUCUUGAAGAAGACAUUGAGUACUUCUCUGUCGUGCUAUCUAGUGAUAUGGAUUGUGUUGAGAUAGUUAACGAAAGUGUCACAAUCAGAAUUGAUGAUGAUGACAGAGCAAAGAUCACACUGGACGACUCAUUCUAUAAGAUUAGUGAGGAUGGGGGAUACGUGCACGUCUGUGUAGAACUAAAGAGUGACAUUAAGCGGGAUGUUGGCUUUGAACUCAGUGUCACUGACAUUACAGCACAAGGUGGCAGUGACUUUAUCUCGCCAGCAGUACUCAGUGGGACAUUCACCGUGGGAGGCGACACUGAGAUGUGCUUCACAUUUAACAUCACUGAUGAUAACUGUGUGGAGUACAAGGAGUCAUUUGAAGUAUAUCUUUCGUCUUCUGACUCUUACGUUGAUGUCCACAUCUCUCCAGCCAACAUCACAAUCUGGGACAAUGACUAUGCACUGUUUGGCAUUGAGUAUGACACUUACUUUGUUGCCGAGAAUGACGGACCAGUCACACUCUGUGCUGAACUGCUGGAGGGUUGUCUGGAGCGAGAAGUCAUAGUUGAAUAUGCAACCUUUGAUGGAACUGCUCAAAAUUCCUCUGACUAUGAAGGUCACACGGGCCUUUUGUCAUUUGAGAGUGGCUCAACGGCAGGGAAUGUAGACUGUGUUGACAUUGGAAUCAUUGAUGAUGACUGCAAAGAAAGGAACGAGUCGUUUGUUUUUGCACUGUGUGCUGGAGGAGAUCCGUCUGUGCACAUUGAUGACUUUUACUCUGAUGUAUAUAUCAUAGACAACGAUGUUGUACAGGUUUCUCUGUCAGUUGGGAAUGGUGGUGUAGUUGAUGAGGGUAAUGGAGUCAUGCUGGUAACUGUCACUCUGACUGGAGACCUUAAGACCGAUGUCACUGUAAAAAUUGCCACUGGGGCUGCUGGGACAGCUGUAGCCUACGAGGACUUUAGACCGGUGUAUCAGGAGCUCAUCUUUAACGAGGAGACUUCCAAUACACAGACAGUGUUUGUUACAAUUCUGAACGACGUUUGUCUUGAAGAAGACACGCGAGUACUUCUCUGUUGUGGCAACUAGUGACAUGGACUGUGUUGAGAUAGUUAAUGGAGAAGUUACCAUUAUCAUUGAUGAUGAUGACAAGGCCAAGAUUACUCUGUACGAAUCUUUCUACAAGAUAAGUGAAGGUGUCGGAUCGGUGGACAUCUGUGUUCAGCUGAAGACAGACAUAAAGCGCGAUGUUGAAUUCCAACUAAGUGUUAUUGAUGCAACAGCACGAGAUGGAAGCGAUUUUGACUCACCAGCAGAUCUCACUGGAACAUUCACUGUCGGAGGAGACGAUUACAUUUGCUUCACAUUCAACAUCAGUGACGAUGACUGUGUGGAAGAAAAGGAAUAUUUCCUAGUCGAGCUCUCGUCUUCUGAUGGAUACGUUGAUGUACACACCUCUAUAGCCACAGUACAUAUCAAGGAUAAUGACUACGCACUGUUUGGCAUACAACAAGAAGUGUAUUAUGUGGAGGAGAAUGCUGGAUUUGUUAGAGUUUGUGUUGAACUAUUUGAUGGUUGUCUUCAGAGAGAUGUUUAUAUUGAGAUCAAGAAGCUUGAUGCCACAGCCAUGAAUGAAGCGGAUUUCGUGGGGGGCAAAUAUCAAUUACACUUUGAGAAUGGCUCAGUGUCUGGGGCAAUAGACUGUAUCGACAUUGAGAUCAUAGAUGACUACAUCAAGGAGGGGAAUGAGUCAUUUCUGGUUGUUUUAUCUCCCGGAGGAGAUGAGGCUGUUCACCUAGUCAACCACUAUGCUGAUGUAUACAUCAUUGACGAUGACUGGGUGAAUGUGACUCUGUCACUGGGGAACCCAGCUGGUACAGUAAUAGAGAGUAAUGGAGCUAUGCUUGUUCUGGUUGAAUUGGAGGGAGUGAUAAAGACAGAUGUGAAAGUUACAGUCGAGACUUUUGAUGGAUCUGCUCUGGAAGGUCUCGACUAUGUGUCAGUGACAAAAGAAAUUGUAUUUACCAACUACUCAGAGAAUCCACACCGUCUCUACAUACCCAUUAUCAAUGACUGUGACUGUGUUGAGGAGUAUGAGUACUUCUUAGUGAACAUAACCACUUACAUGGAUUGUGUCCAUCUACCAGUUGAAUAUGUCCACAUCACAAUAAUAGAUGAUGACAUGCCUAAAGUGACCCUCGAAAGAAUGAUCUAUGAAGUAUAUGAGGAUAACACAACUGUGUCUUUGUGUGUUGAGCUUAAAUCCAACCUAAAGCGUGAUCUUGAGGUUCAUCUCUAUUUGUCGGGAGACACUGCCACUGCUGGUACAGACUUUGAUGGAACAUCUCCGCUGACGCAAACCUUUGUCAGUGGAUCAACUGCUGGAGACAGAGUCUACUUUAGCAUUCCAAUAUUUGAUGAUGAUAUUGUGGAAAAUGAAGAGUUAUUUUCGGCUUUGCUUAUUGCUGAUGCGAAAAUACACAUAGAUACUGCAUAUGUGCAAAUAACAGACAAUGACACUGCCUGUGUCAACUUCUCACAGUCAGUGUAUGAAGUACAGGAGAGCAGUGGGUCUGUAGAAAUUUGUGUGGAUGUUGAUGGUAUUCUUGAAGACUACCUGACAGUCUAUCUCUUUACCAUUCCCGGUACUGCCACUGCUGCUGACUUUUAUCCACUGAGUGAGAGCCUCACAUUCCAUGAUGGAGGGCGACAGUGUGUGAACAUCACCAUUGUGACUAGAGAUGCUCUGGAGAAUGUCGAGAAGUUCUCAGUCGUCUUAUCUACUCGGGAUGAGCGCCUUGAAAUAAAGCGCUACUACGCAACAGUUUAUAUUGUUGAGGAUGGCGCUGUCACAAUUGGCUUCAGUCAGAGUGUAUAUCAAGUGGAGGAAGAGGAUGAAAAUGGAGAAGGAAGCAUCCUUGAAAUCUGUGUGGAGGCUGGAGAGCUUGACAGAGAUGUGGAUGUCUAUGUGACCACAAGUAGCCAGACUGCUAUAGCUGGUGAAGACUAUUCUGAUGUCCUUGCUGAGCUUAGAGUGCUGAAGUUUAAGUUUCAGCGAAGAAGGAGAUUUAUUGGUAGCAUCACUGAGGAGCAGUGUUUCAAUGUCACAAUUCUGAGCGAUCCUUUCGUGGAAGAAGACGAAGUGUUUUUGGUUCAACUGUCCACUGAUGACUCUGGAGUUGUACUUAGUCCGGAAGAGGCGGAAGUUGUGAUUGUCAAUAAUGACUAUAUUGAUGUGAACUUGGUGGCAGCUGAUAUUGACGUGCUGGAAAGUGAUGUGGCGGCACAAGUUUGUAUCUUUAUAACAGAUGGAAUUUUAGCCAUUGAUGUUGAAGUUCUUCUUACCACUGAUGAUGAUUCUGCAACAGCUGGAGAGGACUAUGUGGGCCAUGUAAACACACCAUUGGUGUUCACUUCUGGAUCCACUGUUGGAGCACAAGUCUGUGAAGACAUUCUCAUUGAUGAAGACAACAAGCUGGAGGAUGAUGAAGAGUUCACAUACUCACUGACCUCCAAUGAUCCUGUCAUGUUUCUUGCCAGCGGUGGCACUGUAACCAUCGAGGAUAAUGACAGUGUGGAUGUUGCCUGGGCGGAGAGUGUUUUCACAGUGCGAGAGGAUGAACUAACACUCAUGGCCUGUGUCGAGGUCCCUAGUGACAUUCUGUGUCGGGACAUCGAACUCUUUGUGUCCACCGCAGACUCCACAAUGUCGCCACAAGCUACUAGUGAUGUAGAUUAUCAGUCUCUGAGUAUGCAAAGUCUGACUGUGCCUGCCGGCUCCAGUUCAGCGUGUGUAUCUGUUACACUGAUUGAUGACAACGAGGCAGAGUCUGCCGCAGAGUUCUUUGAUCUGGUCCUCAGUUCCUCUGACUCAGACGUUUCUAUCUCCUCUCCUCUGGCCGUAGUUGAACUUCAGAAUGAGGAUCUUCAGAUUGGGCUGAUGCCAUUUACAGUCUGCGAGAACUCUCCAAUUCUCACGGCUUGUGUUACUGUCACUGGUGAAAGUGUGGAUGUGGCUUCUUUCGAUUUCUUCACUUCCCCCACUGGAACUGCAACUGUGGGAGACGACUACCAGGCUGCUAGUUCCAGUUUCAACUUUGUCACUGGAGACAACCCUCCCUGUCUAAAUAUUCCGAUAGACGAUGAUUCAGAUAGGGAGAGCUGUGAGACAUUCAUGCUACAGUUGUCCACAUCUGACCCCAACAUCAUUCUCUCACCGGGGGCUGCAACCGCCACCAUCUAUGACGACGAGGAUCCAAGUAUUGAGUUCAUCAAUAACACACCAGACAUCACUGGCCAGAUUCUAACAUCGGAGCUAUUGGAAGAAGGCUGUAUCGCCGGACUUGUAUGUCAAGUAGAAGAUGGAGUCCCAUUCAGCUGUACUAAUCCGUCCGUCAUUGAGCUCGACAAUACUCGUGUUAAUACACUGUCCAUCACUGCAAAUGGAUUCUGUCAAAAUAGCGAUUCUCUCUCUCGUGACGUUCGAUCUGACAACGUAAGGUGCCACGUACAUCAAAUCAAUGGAGGAGAUGAGCAGGCAACUGUGGUUGGGAAUAGUGCAACUGUCAUGUUUGAAGGAACCGGUCCAUCUGCUGGCAAUGUUGUCACUGAUUUCAGAAUUUUGGUGGAUCUGUUGAACCCCAACACAGGAGAGUUUAUUACCCAGCAUGAAUUCCCAUGCUCUGACACCGCAGCUGCACCUCCUUUUACUGCAACGUGUGUUGUGGAUGCCGCUACUGCCCACGGAACCCUAACAGUGUCUGGAUUCUCCAGCGUUGGCAGAUGGGGCCUACGUAUUCAGCCACUCCAGCCUCCCAGUGGUCUGCAGUGUAUACGACGUGCCCCACGAAGAUUUGAAUUUGACAUAACUAGUGUAUGAGUUGCCAUUUUGGUAGCUGUACAAACAAGACUGCAUUCAUAGUUACCUUCUAUUCUAUAGCAGUUUAUGGGUAUGAUGUAUUUAUCUCGCUGUUUUGUGACCUCAAAUGUCUCUGUCAGAUAAUUUGCCAGCUAGGAACGCAGUCAACACACAAACUAAUA
Messenger RNA from Geodia barretti, 8646 nucleotides. Lineage: Eukaryota; Metazoa; Porifera; Demospongiae; Tetractinellida; Geodiidae. The record is from the annotation of a GenBank genome assembly.